Messenger RNA from Rattus rattus (black rat), 1607 nucleotides. It is a transcript of the gene Sod3, whose product is annotated as superoxide dismutase 3. Lineage: Eukaryota; Metazoa; Chordata; Mammalia; Rodentia; Muridae. Gene Ontology annotation, biological process: removal of superoxide radicals. The transcript has a single exon. Gene Ontology annotation, molecular function: copper ion binding; superoxide dismutase activity. Bases 14 to 751 code for a protein of 245 amino acids. The record is from RefSeq and is a predicted model, not a curated record.
UGGAACCUCAGCCAUGGUGGCCUUCUUGUUCUGCGGCCUGCUACUGGUGGCCUGUGGCUCUGUCACCUGGACCAUGUCAGAUACCGGAGAGUCCGGUGUCGACUUAGCAGACCGGCUUGACCUGGUUGAGAAGAUAGGCGACACGCACUCCAAAGUCCUGGAGAUCUGGAUGGAGCUAGGAAAACAACGGGAGGUGGAUGCCAGGGAGAUGCACGCAGUCUGCAGGGUACAGCCCUCAGCCAUGCUGGCUCCCGAUCAGCCACAGAUCACAGGCUUGGUCCUCUUCCGGCAGCUGGGGCCCAGCUCCAGACUUGAGGCCUCCUUCGAGCUGGAGGGCUUCCCAGCCGAGCAGAACACCUCCAACCGCGCCAUCCACGUGCAUGAGUUCGGGGACCUGAGCCAGGGCUGCGAGUCCACCGGACCACACUACAACCCGCUGGGUGUGCCGCACCCGCAGCACCCGGGAGACUUCGGCAACUUCGUGGUGCGCGAUGGCCGCCUUCGGAAGUAUCGCGUCACUGGCCUGGCCGCGUCACUGGCCGGACCGCACUCGAUCUUGGGCCGCGCUGUGGUGGUCCACGCUGGCGAGGACGACCUGGGUAAAGGUGGCAACCAGGCCAGCGUGCAGAACGGCAACGCAGGUCGCCGGCUCGCCUGCUGCGUGGUAGGCACCAGCAGCUCGGCGGCCUGGGAGAGCCAGACAAAGGAGCGCAAGAAGCGGCGGCGGGAGAGCGAGUGCAAGACCGCUUAAGCAUCACCCAGGGCCGCCUAGCCUAGCUGCUGCGCGCAUAGAUGCCUCCACACGCCCCUCUAGACGCCUCCAGUCAUCCUAGAGGACUCUGGUUGUCCUAGACUGACGCUUCCCAGACACCUCAAUCGCCUCUGUGCGCCCCACACUCUUCCACAUACCCCAGACACCUCUGUAUGGCCCAGAUGCCUCCAAGAACCUCUUCGGCCACCUUCACGAGCCCCAGACGUUCCCACGUGCCCUGGGCACUGUCCUCGGAGACCAGGACACUUUUUGUAACCUAGGAAUCCUUUCACGCCCUAUGCACUUCCACAGACCCAAACUCCUUCGUGCUCUAGAUCCACCUCGAACUCCUUUAUGCCCCAAGACAAUCCCACAAGCCCCUAGCAUCCCCUUUGAAACAGUCUUUGAGUUUGCUCCCAGAGAAUUCCGCGCUUACCCCCAGAGAUCGAAUGUGCGCAGAUACUCUCCUUUUACUCUGAGGACAUCCCAGUGGACCUUCGAUAGAACUCCCUUGGGGUGUUCUGAAAUAUCACCCACCCCACUUCCUUCUGCCCCCUUUUGUUUUCUUUCUGUCCCCUAGCACCCAAGACUCCUCUCUUCCCUAGAGACCUCGUUUGUCUUCCCCUUGUUCCUCCUAGGGCUCUGGGACCACCCUGACACACACACACACACACACACACACACACACACACACACACCCCUAAGAUUCCAUGUUCCUGAUCACCUCCUGUGGGGCCCCUGGUUCUGUUUUCAUCUGUUUCCCAUAUGGUGCCUGCACCCCAAGGAGAGCAGCUCCUCCGAGAGUAUUUGACAACCUUUAUGCUGCUCAUUAAAACCACAGCAAUUCAGUCCUGCA